GUUAUAAUGGCCGAAAUUUUCCUAUGCGUUGACUCCACUGGUGGCGAAAGUGUGGAAUUCGAAAAGUCGAGUCAUGUGAGAUUCGCAAUUCUGAUUUUCUCUUUACUGCUGAGUACGGCUAUCUAUUGCGAUCAACAAGCUCUAAGUUUCACAAUCAUUUCUAUGCGAGAUGUCGUGGAAUCGCAGACGUCGAAUGCCACGGAAGAUCAUUGGUUAGAGAAUCCAGCUCAGAAGAAUGCCCUGUUUUCUAUCGUUGCAGUGGGGCAACUCAUUGGAACGAUUCCCAUCGUCCCCAUCCUGCAUGCCAUUGGAAUGAGGUAUACAUUCGUCUUCUACGGAGUUGUGGCAACCUGUGGGACAUUGAUGCUUCCCUUAGCAGUGGAAUUCGGAUACGCUUCAGUAAUGGUGACAAGGUUUAUGCAGGUAUGUAUUGUCGGUACAAUAACAUCACAUUGGUCAGCUCUUCUCGAAUCAGGAACCUACAUUGCAAUACUCUCCUGUAGUGCACAGGUCUCUCCAGUGCUAACACUACCGUUGGCGAGUGCGUUUUGUGAAUCAUCGCUUGGUUGGAGUUAUGUUUACUAUUUAUUCGGCAUCACCAGUGUUAUUGUAGUCAUAGCAUUCUUCACACUCUACAGAGAUGAUCCAAAGAAUCAUUGGAUGGUCAACCCUGCGGAACAGUCGGCUGUUUCUCUUGGGAAGGAAGGCCAGUCGAUCAAAGAGCCUGUACCAUACAAAGAUAUUUGCCAAGACCGAUGUAUGCAGGCUGUUCUGCUGACAACAUUUGGUGGGAACACGGCGUUCUUCAUUUUUUUGCAUUACGGACCAACAUUUAUCAACAAGGCCUUGGGCUUGGAUAUAACUGAGACCGGAUUCGCCACAGCAUUACCGUAUGCUUUAUGCCUGAUGCUGAAAUUCGUAGCAGGACCACUAUUUGAUCAUAGUACAUUCAUUUCCGAGAGAAAUCGAGUGGUUAUGUUUGCAUCACUAUCCCAAGGUGUUAUGGCCGUAUGUUUCUUCGUACUUUCACAGUUCGCCACAGCACCUACCCAACCCAUUCACGUGCCUGGAGUUGCUAGACAGCACGUGCACUUCGUAAUGGUGUGCGUCACUAUAGGUGGUUGUGUGAUCAGCUUUAUUCUACCUUUUGUCGUCGCUUUAUUUUGCCCAAACAACUCUAUGCACGAGGUGAGCCGAGUAGGCCUAAUUUUUCUAAUAAAUUACUUUUACUUAUAA
Messenger RNA from Haemonchus placei, 1236 nucleotides. The record is from the annotation of a GenBank genome assembly. Lineage: Eukaryota; Metazoa; Nematoda; Chromadorea; Rhabditida; Trichostrongylidae.